Zingiber officinale is the source of this 480-nucleotide messenger RNA. RefSeq names its product atherin-like. The coding region runs from base 1 to 480 and encodes 159 amino acids. The record is from RefSeq and is a predicted model, not a curated record. Lineage: Eukaryota; Viridiplantae; Streptophyta; Magnoliopsida; Zingiberales; Zingiberaceae. The transcript is spliced from 2 exons.
AUGGUGCACAUCUCAAAUAACUCGCGCUUUUCUUUAAAAACAAAUCUCGGUAUCUCCCUCUUCCUCGCGUCGCCUGUUUCUCGCUCACGCGCCGGCUUCGGCUCCCGCCGCCUACCGCCACCCCCCUCGCUCGCCCCUGCUGCCACCCCCCUCGCUCGCCUCUUCCUCGCACCGCCUGCUCUCCCUCUCACGCCGCCGCUCACGGUCCCGCCGCCCCCUCGCACCGCCUGCUCUCCCUCUCACGCCGCCGCUCACGGUCCCGCCGCCCCCUCGCACCGCCUGCUCUCCCUCUCACGUCGUCGCUCACGCUCCCGCCGCCCCGCUGCGACUCCCGCCGUCUGCCGCCUGCCGCCUGCCGCCUGCCGCCUGCCGCCUGCCGCCAUCCCCUUCUCCUACCCCCUGCUGCCACCUCCGACUGGCUCGCUGUUGAUACGAGACCGCCCAGAUCGACGACCUCGGCUCGCUCCAAUCAAAGGUUAA